GUGGUGGCAAGCCUAGCGAAGAAUAAGGUUAUGGUGAUUUUGGAUAAUCAUGUAAGUAAGCCACAAUGGUGUUGUUCAAUGACAGAUGGAAAUGGGUUCUUUGGUGAUAAAUACUUCGACCCUGAGGUUUGGAUCAAAGGCUUGACUAGAAUGGCCACUAUUUUUCCGUGAUAACCCGUAUGUUAUUGGUUUGAGUUUAAGGAAUGAACUUCGCGGACCAAGGCAAAAUGCUGACGAUUGGUAUAGGUACAUGCAAAGAGGAGCAGAGGCAAUACACAAAGCCAACCCAAAUGUAUUAGUAAUUCUUUCCGGGCUAAGCUACGACUCAGAUUUAACCUUCCUGAAGAAAAAGCCGGUAUCUCUGAGUUUCACAGGAAAGCUAGCUUUCGAGGUACAUCAGUACUCGUUCUCAGCAGGGCUAGAUUGGAGAGACAAUAACGCGAACCAAGUUUGUGGAAAUAUGACAGACAGCCUGAUGAACAAUGCCGGAUUUCUACUUGAACAAGGCUAUCCUGUGUAUGUAGGAGAAUGGGGUUUGCCAUUGAGUGGCACAUCUAAGGAUGACAGGAAAUUCUUUAACUGUUUUCUUGCUUUAGCAGUUGAACAUGACUUAGAUUGGGCGUUGUGGACAUUGACUGGGAGCUAUAAUCUUCGACAAGGAAUUAUUGGAGAUAAUGAAGUUUUUGGAUUGCUAACAUGGAAUUGGACUGAUGUUCGUAACACAACUUUCUUGGAGAAGAUCUCUGUUAUUCAAUCCCCUCAUCGAGGUCCAGAUCCUACAUACCGCCACACACACAAGAUUAUAUUUCACCCAUCAACAGGACAAUGCAUUGUAAAAGAUCCAGUGAAGGGAAUUAAGCUUGGAAGUUGCUUUGAAUCCGACCAUUGGAUCUACACACCCGAACUGACCAUUGGCAUCAAGGAUUCAUUCCACUGUUUGAAGGCAAAAGGUUUAAAUCGUCGUGCUAGGCUUGCCACAGACUGUGUAGGAGGAGGAACGAAAUGGCUUCCGAUCACAGCCUCGAAGCUCCAUCUUGCAACUAGAUUGGACGACUACUCUGUUGCUUGUUUGGAUGUAGAUUCUAAUAACACUCUAAUUACAACCGCUUGCAAGUGUUUAAGUAUCGACGACAACGUGUGUGACCCUGGAAGCCAGUGGUUUAAGAUUGCUGAUGCUAAUGCUAAUGCUGUUACUACUAACUAGGUUGAAAGUUAUAAUUUCGGAUGUGAUAUUAUUCUCUAGAAUAGCCGGUAUAUUAGAAACCUAUUUUAGUCUAGAUUUGGCUUACACGUUUUUACCAUUCACUUGAGUGGGUUUUUCGUGUUUCAAGCAAUUAGAAUUAUUUUUUUUUAGGAUAAAUUUUAUUUAUAUUAGAAAUCUUGUUAGUUUUAUUAUGUUUUAGGAGUCAUUUUGUUUUCUUGUCUUUUAUAGUUUGUAAUUACUCCAUACUAUUUAAGGCCAAACAUAUAAGAAGUAUUUAAUAGCCAUAUAUACAGAUGAUUCCUUGAUUAGCUAGCACGUAGAUCACGGACUUUAACUUUGAGAUUGGUCAAGUUUAUAAAAAUUAAAAGUAUGGAGCUUAAUUAUUGGGCACUGCCCG
This is a messenger RNA of Chenopodium quinoa (quinoa), 1601 nucleotides long. RefSeq lists its product as uncharacterized. Gene Ontology annotation, molecular function: hydrolase activity, hydrolyzing O-glycosyl compounds. The record is from RefSeq and is a predicted model, not a curated record. NCBI's taxonomy places the organism in Eukaryota, Viridiplantae, Streptophyta, Magnoliopsida, Caryophyllales, Amaranthaceae. The transcript has 3 exons. The coding region runs from base 251 to 1204 and encodes 317 amino acids.